GAAGGGAGAAUAUAAACAAAGUGAAAAGAAAAUUAAAACAUAAUUCACUCUUUUAUUUAUCUGAGGAGAAGGAAAACACCUCCGGAUAAUUUAUUCAUGGAUUAUUUGAAACGAAAAGUAUAAAUGAGGUCGCUUCUAAAACAAUCCGCUCUGGUGCGACAGGUGCCUUGACUAGCUAAGCUGGAUAGACGACCAGUUUGGGUUUCCAGUGGAGAACUACCAUUCCCUCCAAAAUGGCGAGUGUACUUGCAUCAAAGAUAGGCCUCAUUUCCCUGCGGAGGAAACAACCCAGGACCUUUAAUGUGAGAAUUGUGAUGAUGGAUGCUGAUCUGGAGUUCAGCUGUGAGGUGAAGUGGAAAGGGAAGGACCUGUUCGAGCUGGUGUGCAGGACGCUGGGACUCAGGGAGACCUGGUUCUUCGGCCUUCAGUACGACGUGAAAGACGCUGUUGCCUGGGUCAAAAUGGAUAAGAGGGUUUUGGACCAUGACAUGCCCAAACAGGAGCCCAUAGUUCUGAACUUUCUGGCAAAGUUUUACCCUGAGAACGCAGAAGAGCUGGUGCAGGACAUCACCCAGCAUCUGUUUUUCCUGCAGGUAAAGCAGAAGAUUCUGGACGAGGAGGUGUACUGCCCCCCUGAAGCUUCGGUGCUGCUCGCCUCGUACGCCGUCCAGGCUAAGUACGGUGAUUAUGACCCAAAUGUUCACAAACCUGGAUUCCUCUCACAAGAGGAACUUUUACCAAAGAGAGUUAUUAAUCUGUACCAGAUGACCGCUGAAAUGUGGGAGGAGAGAAUCACCGUGUGCUACGCUGAGCACCGAAGCAAGACCAGAGACGAGGCGGAGAUGGAAUAUUUAAAAAUAGCCCAGGAUCUGGAGAUGUACGGGGUCAAUUACUUUUUGAUAAAGAACAAAAAAGGAACCGAUUUGCUCCUGGGUGUUGACGCCUUGGGUCUGCACAUUUACGAUCCCGACAACAAACUGACGCCCAAAGUGUCUUUUCCCUGGAACGAGAUCCGCAACAUUUCCUACAGUGAUAAAGAGUUUGCUAUUAAGCCGCUGGAUAAGAAAGCUGACGUCUUCAAAUUCAACUCCUCAAAGCUGCGAGUGAACAAGCUGAUUCUGCAGCUGUGCAUUGGCAACCACGACUUGUUCAUGAGGAGGCGGCGGGUGGACUCGCUGGAGGUGCAGCAGAUGAAGGCUCAGGCUAGAGAGGAGAAAGCUCGCAAACAGAUGGAAAGACAGAGGCUGGAGAGAGAGAAGCACUUGCGGGAGGAAGCUGAGAGAGCCCGUGAUGAGCUGAAGAGACGAUUCAUUCAGCUGCAGGAUGAAGCUCUUAUGGCUAAUGAAGCCCUGAUGCGUUCAGAAGAGACGGCGGAUCUUUUAGCAGAGAAGGCCCAGAUUGCUGAGGAGGAAGCCAAACUGCUGGCUCAGAAAGCUGCUGAAGCAGAGCAGGAGAUCCAGCGGAUCAAGGUGACGGCGAUCCGCAGUGAGGAGGAGAAACGGCUCAUCGAGCAGAAGAUGAUGGAGACUGAGAUGCUCGCCCUCAAAAUGGCUGAGGAAUCUCAAAGAAGAGCCAAAGAAGCCGAGCAGCUGAAGCAGGACUUGCAUGAAGCCCGAGAAUCAGAGCGCCGAGCCAAAAACAAGCUGCUGGAGAUCACCAGCAAAUCCACCUACUCGGCUGCAUCUCUGUCUCCUAACUCUCACCCACCCGAUCUGAGCUUCAGCACAGAGAACCUGAGCUUUGACUUCAAGGACACCGACAUGAAACGCCUGUCCAUGGAGAUCGAGAAGGAGAAGGUGGAGUACAUGGAGAAGAGCAAGCACCUGCAGGAGCAGCUGAACGAGCUGAAGACCGAGAUCGAGUCUCUGAAGCUGAAGGAGAGAGAGACGCCGCUGGACAUCCUCCACAACGAGAACACCGAACGUGGGACCAGCAAACAGAGCAACUUCAAAAAGCUUACACUACAGAGCGCCAAGUCAAGAGUGGCCUACUUCGAGGAACUGUAGCUGACCAAACUGUGUGGAUGUGGGUGUGUGUGAGGGUGUGUGUGAAAAACUUUGGUGUUUUUGAAGUGUAGCGCUGAGUUCUUGGACGUUCUGAGGACUCGAAUCAGCAGUUUUAUUCUGCUGUGAUGUGAAGUGACUUACUGACUGACUGACUGACAUUCCUGACCUGCAGGGGCAUUUGCACCAGACCGCGUAUGUAGUUUUACCUCCUCACCAGGUGUCUUGAAUGUGUGUGUGUGUGUGUGUGUGUGUGUGUGUGUGUGGAUGAAUUUUUCAAUGUUGCUACGGAAAGCUAUAAGGAAAUACGGGCUGAAGUUAUACCCGCCGCGUGUGUACACGUGUGCACAGUGGGUUCAUGGGUAGUAUCGUAUCGUUCAUGUGCAUGAAGUGCACAGCUGAGGCAUCCCAGCAAGAUACUACGAUCUGGCUGUGUCCCAAACCACUACUGUGUGACAAGCAGGGUCUGCACAAUCCUGGAAGGUCUGAACAUAGUCAGGGAAAUUGACAUUCUAAAAGGUCUGUUUGGACUGAUUUAAUUGCAAGUCCUGGACUUCAACCUUUUGAUUAGCUAAGCCACUCUGAGCCAGUGGUCAAAAGCGAGUGUCAUGGGCUGCACGUGGGCCCUAUAAAGUAGAAGCAUAGACCCUUCCUAAUCUAGUCCUAUCCAUGGGCGGCACACAGGUUUCUGUGUGGAGUUUGCAUGUUCUCCCUGUGGCUGUGUGGGUUUCCUCCGGGAGCUCCGGUUUCCUCCCACAGUCCGAAGGCGUGCAAGUGAGGUGAAUUGGAGAUACAAAAAUGUAACCAAAAAUCCUAAUAAAUUUACACUGCAUUUACAUUUUCGGCAUUUAGCAGACGCUUGUAUCCAAAGUGACUUACAGUACUGUGACAGUACACUGUCCAAGCAAUUGAGGGUUAAGGGCCUUGCUCAAGGGCCCAACAGUGACAACCUGGCAGUGGUGGGGCUUGAACCGGUGACCUUUCAAUUACUAGUCCAGUUCCUUAACCACAAGGCUACUACUGCCCAAUAAAUAAUAAUAAAAAAUAAAAUAAUAAAUAAUAAUAAUAAUAAAUAAAUAGUCCUUUCCAAUUCCCCGGGCGCCACUGUCUUGCUGCCCUGACCGAGGAGAGCCACGGGUCAUUACGUGUGCCUUCGGCAGGCAGCGGUUCGUCCUCCAUCCCUGCACUAAGGACGUCCAGGAUGUACCAAGUCACCUCUUUGCGUGUGUGCACAUAAAAGCGAGUAUAAUUUCAGCCUUGAGUAGAAGUCUGGCGGGCACACAGUCGUUCAGUCUUCUAACGGACCAUUCAUCCUGACGGUUCUUUGAACCCCGACCAGUAUGCAGGAAUCACAGAUGCUGCUCUAAAACUCUGAAGACUUUCGUCCUUUUAGUUUUUUACUUUCUACUGCGGGGAAAACUUACCCCCUUUCAACAGACGUGCGCUGAAUUGUAUUUAGGUUUUGUGCUUUUGGGAUCGUGUUAAACCAGGAUUUAUGCCCUGGGUUUCAUUACUGCUGAGAUGCUGGUGAAGCAUCAGUAUUUAUACUUUUAUCUUAAAUGGGUUUUAUAAGGAGAAGCUUUUAUUUGAAGGGAAAGCACCACUACUAAAGCCUCAAUCAGGAUGUUUCUGAGAUGUUUUUCUCUUCUAGUGUUUUUUAAAUUCUGUUUAUGCAUUUUUUUAAACCUUUUUCACCCAAGCUAGUCAAACCCAAGUACCUUUUUAUAUCUCUUUUUUUUACUGCUGCAGGGGUGGCACAGUGGCUUAGUGGGUAGCACUGUCACCUCACAGCAAGAAGGUCCUAGGUUCAAUCCUCAGGUGGUGCUGUCCGGGUCCUUUCUGUGUGGAGUUUGCAUGUUCUCCCUGUCUCCGCUUGGGUUUCCUCCGACCUGUACAACAAGCUCAUGGUCAGUACACCACAUACUUUUCAUCAUAUAGCGUCCACAUUUAUUUUCUAGGUCUUAUCAGACACUGGUGUUCAGUAUUUUUGUUCGUUUUUAUUUUACAAACAGCCUGAUUGAGGCCUUAAGUUAAAAAUUAGAAUUAUAAAGGUGUUUACAUGGCUGUUUUUGAACUGGAAAGUUUGUAUGUGUAAUAAUUUUAGAGAAAACUGUUCGUGCUGGGCGAUAAAUAAACCGAAAGCCUGUUAAA
Molecule: messenger RNA, 4154 nt
Organism: Trichomycterus rosablanca
Lineage: Eukaryota; Metazoa; Chordata; Actinopteri; Siluriformes; Trichomycteridae
Gene: nf2a
Product: NF2, moesin-ezrin-radixin like (MERLIN) tumor suppressor a
Exons: 18
Coding region: 234-2006 (590 amino acids)
Biological process (GO): positive regulation of early endosome to late endosome transport; regulation of organelle assembly; regulation of hippo signaling
Cellular component (GO): plasma membrane; apical part of cell; adherens junction
Molecular function (GO): integrin binding; actin binding
Source: RefSeq, a predicted model, not a curated record